AAUUAAAACUAACCCACCCAUAAACUUCUACCUACCUAAGUCCAAACGAAAAAACACCCAACUUCUAUCUUUUCAUUUCAUCUCCAAAGUUAUUAUAUUAAAAACAGAAAAUAAUAAUAAUAACUAAAGUUUCAAGAUUUACAACAAGAAUAGAAGAAGUUGAAGAACAGAAACAAACACGUUGGAAGUAGUUACACACACAAAAAAAACAGUUUCAUCUUAAUUAAGGUUCAAGACGCGAUGAUUAGCGCAAACUCAAAUUCCAAUUCCAAUUCCAAUGGCGGCGGUGGUGGUGUCGAUGAAAACGGCGAUAAAGUGAAAGGUUCAUGGAGUCCACAAGAAGAUGAAACAUUGGUGAAAUUGGUAAAUGAAUAUGGUGCAAGAAACUGGUCUGUCAUAAGCAACGGAAUCCCUGGCCGUUCUGGAAAAUCAUGCCGUCUACGGUGGUGUAAUCAGCUGAGUCCCGACGUUCAACACCGUCCAUUUACUCCGGCGGAAGAUAACAUCAUAAUUCAAGCGCACGCAGUUCAUGGAAACAAAUGGGCGACGAUUUCGCGUCUUUUACCAGGUAGAACUGAUAACGCGAUUAAAAAUCACUGGAAUUCGACUCUCCGCCGUCGUCGUACGGAGGCGGCGACGGUGACUCCGAUAAUGCCGGUGGUUUCAUCCACCGUGAAUAUCGGAAAACGUGGGUCGAAUAUGUAUGACGGUUAUAAUAAUGGUUUGUUGGAUCUCGGUUACGGUUAUAAACGGCAAUGUGUUGAGAAUAAUAAUAAUAAUAAUAAUAAUAAUAAUAACGGUUCACGUGACGGUGAAGAAACGGUUACGGAAGAAGAAGAUGCGGGUAAUGGUGUUACGGUUAUGACGUCGUUAAGUUUGUUUCCACCUGGUGAGAAAUUGAUCAAAGAAGAGAAAGAGAAAAAGGAAAAGGAACGAGAUUUUGAUUUUGAUGAUAAUUUGAAGUUACUGGGAAAUGAUAAUUUGAGGUCGAUUAUUCAGCGUAUGAUAGCAGAAGAAGUUAGGAAUUAUGUUGAUAACCUUGAUGGGUUUCAACUUGGAACUCCUGAUUCAAGAAAGUGAAAAAAUUUGAUUUUUUUUUUUUUUUUUUUUUUAAUUUUGUUUAAUCAUGACAAUUUCUAGUUUUAUAUGUUUUUGAAGUUACUUUUGUUAUUUAAUCUAAUUUAGAAUCUCUUGUUAAUA
Molecule: messenger RNA, 1200 nt
Organism: Trifolium pratense (red clover)
Lineage: Eukaryota; Viridiplantae; Streptophyta; Magnoliopsida; Fabales; Fabaceae
Product: transcription factor MYB77-like
Exons: 2
Coding region: 241-1080 (279 amino acids)
Biological process (GO): regulation of DNA-templated transcription
Cellular component (GO): nucleus
Molecular function (GO): RNA polymerase II cis-regulatory region sequence-specific DNA binding; DNA-binding transcription factor activity, RNA polymerase II-specific
Source: RefSeq, a predicted model, not a curated record